AUGUCAGCAGCACAGGACACCGCUACCACAGGCAGCGCCGACUUCUCAGGAGCCACCAACACCACCGUCCCGGAGCAGAGCGCUGGACCUCCUGGCGACCAGACUCGUGGCGAUCCUCUCCCUCGUGGCUACGAGAUCAAAGGCCUGGCCAAGCCCGGCGACUACGACCAUGUCGACAUAUACGAGGGCAUCAACCUGAACGAGAAUCUCGAAGGCGCCUUCAACCGCGUCUAUCUGUACAUGCUUGAAAUGUGGGAGCAGGGCAAGGCCGCUGCUGCUGAGGAAGAGGCAACCCGUCUCUUGGGUUGGGGCAAGGUUCCUGUCUUGUAUCGCGCCUAUGCACACAUUGUAAGUCCUUCGAUCGUUCCCCUGGUCUCGCCGAUGCUGACAUUGCGACAGGUGCUUGCGUACGGCCCCAUGGACAACCUCUGGCAUGCCUGUGAGGCUGUCAAGGAGGCCGAAUGGGGCGUGAGAAACUUCGGCGAUCAGGCUGUUGGCCUCAAACUGCUCGCCAUGGCCAACGCCACCCUGUCCGACGUCAGAAAUUCCGCUGCCGCCGCCAUGAAUGAACCGAUGGAACAAGCAGCUGCAGAGGCCAGCGACAAGAUGGACGUUGAUAAGCCUGAUGUUCCUGCUGCUGGAACGGGUGACAAGGUCGCGACGGAGGUGAGCACAACAUUGCGUCUGUAUGUGCGGAUCAAGGUUUACUGA
Messenger RNA from Aureobasidium musti, 711 nucleotides. Lineage: Eukaryota; Fungi; Ascomycota; Dothideomycetes; Dothideales; Saccotheciaceae. The record is from the annotation of a GenBank genome assembly.